Messenger RNA from Nestor notabilis (Kea), 1249 nucleotides. It is a transcript of the gene CYSLTR1, whose product is annotated as cysteinyl leukotriene receptor 1. Gene Ontology annotation, molecular function: leukotriene receptor activity. Gene Ontology annotation, biological process: G protein-coupled receptor signaling pathway. The record is from RefSeq and is a predicted model, not a curated record. NCBI's taxonomy places the organism in Eukaryota, Metazoa, Chordata, Aves, Psittaciformes, Psittacidae. The annotation marks the transcript as partial. The transcript has 3 exons. Gene Ontology annotation, cellular component: plasma membrane.
AUGACAGUACCGUUUGAUAACUUGUCAUGCCAUCACUCCAUCGAUGACUUCCGAAACAGAGUCUACUCCACACUCUACUCCAUGAUCAGCAUUAUGGGCUUUGUUGGCAAUGGGUUUGUGCUCUAUGUCCUCAUAAAAACAUACCGGCAGAAGACAGCCUUUCAGGUGUACAUGCUGAACCUUGCUGUGUCUGACUUCCUCUGCGUGGCCACCCUGCCCCUGCGUGUCAUCUACUAUGUCCACAAAGGAAACUGGCUCUUCAGUGACUUCCUAUGCAGGGUCAGUUCGUAUGCGCUGUAUGUCAACCUCUAUUGCAGCAUUUUUUUCAUGACUGCAAUGAGCUUCUUCCGCUGCAUAGCCAUCGUUUUUCCAGUCCAGAACAUCAAUCUGGUACCAGAGAAGAAGGCUAAAUUUGUCUGCAUUGGCAUAUGGUUUUUUGUCACCCUGACAAGUGCUCCCUUUCUGCGGAAUGGGACGUACCAACAUGGCAACAAGACCAAAUGCUUUGAACCCCCAGAAAACUUUCAGAAGACAAAUUUAGUUGUGAUCCUGCAUUUUAUUGCCCUAACUGUGGGUUUCAUUCUUCCCUUUAUUGUCAUAACUAUCUGCUACACCAUGAUCAUAAGGGCCUUAAUGAAAAAUUCCUUGAAGAAGAACCGGGCUAAGCACAAGAAGGCAGUCUGGAUGAUCAUCAUUGUGACGCUCACCUUUCUGGUGAGCUUCACCCCAUACCAUGUUCUGCGUACAGUCCACCUCCAUGUGCUGAGACUGAAGAAUGCCAGCUGCGAGGAUGCCAUAUACCUACAGAAGUCUGUUGUGGUAACGCUCCCAUUGGCAGCUUUCAACUGCUGCUUUGACCCACUUCUUUAUUUUUUCUCAGGGGACAAUUUUCGGAAGAGACUUACCACGUUUAGGAAGGCUUCCUCCUCCAGCUUAACACAAGCCUUCAGGAAAAAGUUCUCCAUAAAGGAGAAAGAUGAGGAAUUCUUUGGAGAAGGCCAUAAGGAGAAUGAAAAGGCAGCUGUGGCCCCUCCAGGCUUUACCUCAGCUUCAUUUGAAAUGCUUGGGAUCAACAUGAGCAAACAGGGUAAUUUCAAAGCUGUUAUUGCUCACACUAUGAUCAUGAGAAAUGUAGUGCUGGAGUGUCAGACGAGCCCCAUGUCAAUCUCCGUGGAUGACCUCAGUUGGCAGCUGCUCGAAGCCUCGCUCACAGCCUUCGGAGCUGCCGAGGAGCUUUUGGAAAGGCUGU